Molecule: messenger RNA, 1721 nt
Organism: Erinaceus europaeus (western European hedgehog)
Lineage: Eukaryota; Metazoa; Chordata; Mammalia; Eulipotyphla; Erinaceidae
Gene: DCTN2
Product: dynactin subunit 2
Exons: 14
Coding region: 152-1363 (403 amino acids)
Biological process (GO): mitotic spindle organization
Cellular component (GO): centrosome; dynactin complex; cytoplasm
Source: RefSeq, a predicted model, not a curated record
UUCUGUCGCGAGACUUCCAGCUCCUCCACCUCCUCUGCCGCUCCCUUUGCCGCCGCCUUACCCCGGGACCCGGACCCAGCCUCUCCCCUUCCCGAACACCGGCCUCGGCUUCACCGAGGCUCCGGUCCCCCAACCCUGCCUCGCCGCCGCCAUGGCGGACCCUAAAUACGCCGACCUCCCCGGCAUUGCCAGGAACGAGCCAGAUGUUUAUGAAACCAGCGACCUCCCUGAGGAUGAUCAAGCAGAGUUUGAUGCGGAGGAGCUGACAAGCACAAGUGUGGAACACAUCAUUGUCAAUCCCAAUGCUGCCUAUGACAAGUUCAAAGACAAGAGAGUGGGGACAAAGGGACUUGAUUUUUCAGAUCGUAUUGGAAAAACCAAGAGGACAGGAUAUGAAUCUGGAGAAUAUGAGAUGCUUGGAGAGGGUAUGGGAGUGAAGGAAACACCCCAACAGAAGUACCAGCGACUACUGCAUGAGGUCCAAGAGCUGACAGCUGAAGUUGAAAAAAUCAAGACGACAGUGAAGGAGUCAGCCGCUGAAGAGAAGCUGACCCCUGUGGUGCUGGCCAAACAGCUGGCAGUCCUGAAGCAGCAGCUGGUUGCUUCCCACCUGGAAAAACUUCUGGGACCAGAUGCAGCGAUCAACCUUACUGACCCUGAUGGAGCUCUGGCUAAGCGCCUACUGCUGCAACUAGAAGCAACAAAGAACAGCAAAGGGACUGGUUCAGGGGGAAAGGCCACCAGUGGGACCCCCCCAGAUAGCAGCCUUGUCACUUAUGAACUGCAUUCUCGACCUGAGCAGGACAAGUUCUCUCAAGCUGCCAAAGUGGCAGAACUUGAGAAGCGCCUGACAGAACUGGAAGCAACUGUGCGCUGUGAUCAGGAUGCUCAGAACCCCCUUUCUGCAGGUCUACAGGGGACAUGUCUUAUGGAGACUGUAGAGCUGUUACAGGCAAAGGUGAGCGCUCUGGACCUUGCUGUUUUGGAUCAAGUGGAGGCUCGACUUCAGAGCGUCUUGGGGAAGGUGAAUGAGAUCGCCAAGCAUAAAGCCUCUGUAGAGGAUGCAGAUACACAAAGCAAGGUGCACCAGCUAUAUGAAACGAUACAGCGUUGGAGCCCCACUGCCUCCACCCUUCCGGAGCUGGUGCAGAGACUUGUCGCCAUCAAGCAGCUGCACGAGCAAGCUAUGCAGUUUGGUCAGCUCCUGACACACUUGGAUACCACACAGCAAAUGAUUACUAGUUCCCUCAAGGACAAUACUACACUUUUGACCCAGGUGCAGAAGACAAUGCGUGAAAACCUAUCCACGGUUGAGGGGAAUUUUGCCAACAUUGACGCACGGAUGAAGCAGCUUGGAAAGUGAGCACACCUCUGGGAGAUGGGACAGGGGUAAUCCUACCCCUCUGAACUCCUUUAACAGCUUACCUAGGGCUUCCCAUAAUUAUAACUCAUACCCCCACCCCAUUGACACUGGGAGGGAAGGGGGUUCUUCUUGCAUGUGGGGUUUAUACCCCUCCUCUGAUGACUACAGAGCAAUAGCUGGGGGGUAUUAGAUGGUGGUCUCAGGAUAAGGACAUGGAUGUGGCAGUGUGCCAGUUCCUGUCUGAUACUGCUUUGCCUGGUGUGGGGAAGCAUUGGGUCCUGUCCUCCAGCACAGCUUCUGUGGUUGAUUGUAAUACUGUACAACUGUUUCUGACCAUUAAAUGCUGUUAUACUCUGUG